Molecule: messenger RNA, 3453 nt
Organism: Pantherophis guttatus
Lineage: Eukaryota; Metazoa; Chordata; Lepidosauria; Squamata; Colubridae
Gene: TSPAN13
Product: tetraspanin 13
Cellular component (GO): membrane
Source: RefSeq, a predicted model, not a curated record
UGGUCAUUCUGGUUCUACCUCCCUUUUUAUACUUCUAGCAAGGGAGGCAAAGGUUUGUUUUCCCUCCCUUGAAGGAAGAGGGGAAUUAUCCAGAUCAGGGGACGCUGCGGCAGCAGCCACAACCGCAGGGGCACAAUGGUUUGCGGCGGCUUCUCUUGUUCUAAGAAUUGCCUCUGCGCGCUCAACCUGCUUUACACGUUGGUCAGCCUGUUGCUGAUUGGAAUUGCAGCUUGGGGCAUUGGCUUUGGCCUCAUCUCCAGUUUCCGGGUCGUUGGAGUAGCAGUGGCAGUUGGAAUCUUUCUGUUCCUGAUUGCUCUGGUGGGACUGAUUGGGGCCAUCAAACACCAUCAGGUCUUGCUUUUCUUCUAUAUGAUUAUACUCUUGCUAGUGUUUGUUAUACAGUUCUCCGUCUCAUGUGCUUGUCUGACAUUGAAUAAAGAACAGCAGAGCAAACUUCUAGAGGUUGGGUGGAACAACACAAACAAUGCAAGGCAGGAUAUUCAGCGGAAUCUAAACUGUUGUGGCUUCCAUAAUGUCAGUGAUGAUACCUCUUGUUCUGCUGAAUGUUUUGAAACACAGACCUGUAAACCCUGUGCACCUAUAAUUAAGGAAUAUUCUGGAAUGGUCUUGAGAUUUGUAGGAGGCAUUGGUCUCUUCUUUAGUUUCACAGAGAUCUUAGGAGUGUGGCUGACUUACAGAUACCGGAAUCAGAAAGAUCCACGUGCAAAUCCUAGUGCAUUUCUUUGACCUGGAAAUGUUUUCAGGGACUUUUUUUUCUCUGUAGUUUUAAAAAGCUGAAUUCUCCACUGAUCUGUCUACUCUCCAUGUUAAUUGGGGGCGUGUGCCUUUGAGAUGAGAAAACAGAUCUAGAACUGCUUUUCAUCCUAUUUUCUAGUGUUCUUUGAAGGAACUAGUCUGAAGUGCUUGUUGUCAAUUGUAUAACUAAACAGAAUAUGAAUUCUGUAGGAAUGUAGUAAUCCAAUAGAAUUAGUCAUGUUAUUCUUCUCUCAAUGGGUUAGUGUUACUUUUAUUUAAGGAAGGAUUUAUUUGAACUUAUAAACAGAGUUGGGCCGGUUCACACCAGUUUGGGCAAACCGGUACUUAAGAUUAUGUGCAGUUCACCGAACCGGCAAAUGCCACCACAGCCUGGCCCCUCCCCUCCCCUCCCUUUCACUCCUUAUCACACCUCAUCUGCCUUGGGCGAUUACUAGAUUCACACCCCCAGCAGAGCUGCUGCUGCUCUCUGUUUCCCUCACUUGCCUCGACCAUGCAGCCUAGCUGAUCUCUGCCUUGUGAGUCUUCCUUCACUUCUCGCUUAACUACCUCCUACGUUGGCCCCGCCAUGCUUGCCUGCCUUCCCCUCUCUUCCAGCUUGCUGGUUUGGGCAUUGGGAGCUUGAGGGAUAGAUUGUGCAUCCUGAAGUCCAUCUGCUGCUGCUUCAAGGCCAGCUCUGGCUGCAGUUGACUAUCGGCCAAUUUUUUUCAGCACUUGUGCGGGGAACCCGGGAGUGGCAGCCUAUUGCAUGCUUUUCACUUCAAGCAGCCUGGGCUGGAAAAUGCAUGGCUGGGUACAGCAGCCCUCCUUAACAAGCUCCAAACCGUUGCUGCUGCUCCAAGCCUGGGUUCCCCCCACAAGUGCUGGAAGUCCAGUACUACUUCCCUACCCAGUCAGCCCAUGCUCUCCUCUUGCUCCAGGCACCCAUUCCUCUAGCACAACCCCCUCCCCCCAAAAUUUUUAAGCAUUAGAGCCACUGGGAAGAAAGGCGUACUGAUCUCUGUCUCUUUCUAGGACCGGCCUUGGAAAAGCCUGCCCUCACAAUCAGACUCCCUUUCUCCCAGCACUCGUGUGAGAACCCAAAAUUUUUAAGAAUUAGAGCCAUGGGGAGGAAAGGCACACUGAGGUUACCGGCAGGCUUGUUAAGAUGUGCAAUAUGCUGCCACUAAGCUCCAGAGUUCCUCGCAUGAGUGCUGGAAGAAAGGGAGUCCCAAUUGUGAGGGCUUUUCUAAGGCCAGUCCAGAAGGCAGCGGCAGCACACUGGCUGCCUUUUCUCUUGCCAGGCAAACUUUGAGGCAGUUCCCUAAAGGUAAUGAUGCUGUGGCAGCAAGGGGGGUGGUGAGGGUGGGUAGUGAUGCCGAAGCCUAAGUGUGCCGGAGCACACAAGGGGGCAGCAGUGGACACUACAUUGUCUGUGGAGCUAGCAGGAGCAGCAGCACACAAAAAUGCCGCCACCUUUUCCCUCUCCGCUGCUGGACGAUCCUGUGUGAAGAAGGGAAUGGCAGCUUUAGCAAAGGAAUAAAAACUGAUUUUGCUGCUUCCCCUUGGCUAACGCCCAGCGAGGGAGAAGUUGCUCUGCCAUAAAUGGGCAGAGACAGGCAGCGAGAGUUGUGCCCAAGUAAUGCUCCUGUGCCGAUAAAACCUUCCCUUCCCCUGCAGAAAGACUGUGUGUGUGUGUGCGCGCGCACACACACACACAAGUUGGAUCUUUCAUUCGUCCUGCCUCCCCCCACUUAAGAACCCUGGAUUCCCUCCCCAAACCUGCCAAUCCCAUACAGGCACCACUCACACAAGUGACCAAGUAGAGUUGGCCAUACCCACUCAGUCACAUGACAUCCAUCCAGCAAUGCCCACCCAGAACCUGUUGUUAAAUUAUUUGCAGCCCACCACUGCUUAUAAUGUAUUCCAUUUGUCAGAAUUUCUUUCCUUGAUCUAUUUCUUCCUCCUUUUUUGAAAGACUAAUUUAUUGGCUUCAGUGUGUUUCAUUUGAAAUAUGUUAAAGAAAUUAUGCUUUUGUUUCUGAUACUGGUAUUAGUUUGGAAGAAACCCCCUCAAAUAAACCCCCUCAAAAAACAAUUGAAAACUCAUCAUUUUUAAUGAUUGGAGGUUAUACUAUCAACUCCUCUCCAUUUUUUGUAUCCGUUUAAGAUAUAAAUGCAAAUCAGUUCAGUGUUGUCCAUUAAUUUCAGUAUUGGCUAUAUAAAUAGUGAUUCUGUUUCAGCCCAAGAACAGAUUAUGUCUAAAUCUCUUGAUUUACCUCAACUCUAAAAGAGAUAACCAGGGGUGGUUGGAUAUUAUCUAACAUAAUAAUUUUCAGAAGAUUAACUAUCAGGUUUUUUUGUGUCCAAUAUAUGAACACAGUAAGAAAGAGAGAUGCAUUUUCACAGUAUACUGAAUUUAUACAAAUGGUGUAACUUAAAAUGAUAAAUGGGGGAGCAUAGUGUGUAGUUGGCUAGUCAUGGUAAGACAUUUGAUGCUAGGUGGUUUUUGGGAAGGGGCAAUUCGUUUUUAUCAGUGUAAUACAUUAACCGUGGUACUGAUAUGGGUCUUACAUUUAAUUGUUUGUUCAUUGAUAUAUGAAAUGUCUGACCACAAAUGUGUACUAGACUAUUGUAAAUGAUAUCUUUGUAGUUCUUCUCUUUAUUUAAAAAUAAAAGUUUUAAAGAAUUACAUUUAAAA